ACUGACUUAAGCCAUUCUUUGUCACAGGUCUGGGAACACUAGUUGGAGUCUGGCUCCUCAGCACUGUGCUGGGUCUGUCUAAUAUGUUAGCAGUCACACUGCUGUUUACUUCCUACUCUCUUCGAUCUUUCUUGAUGGCUGAGUCAACCAAUAGCGCUGAAUUCUACAUGGCAGCUACUGUGGGCAGCUUCGUUUGGUGCCAUUCUCCUCUCAUACGUGCCGAGCUUAGCUGCUUGGUGCCCAAGCAUGAUAUAGGUAAGAUGUUUGCAGUAGCAGCAUUCUUGCAGUCUCUGUCCCCGAUGGCAUCUACACCUCUCUACACCUCAAUAUACGAGCUUACAUUCCGGAACAAACCCGGAGCAGUGUUUAUGUUCUCUUGUUUUCUCUCUGCUGUCAAUUCAAUGCUAACUGCAUUUGUGUUUAUCGGUCAAAAACUAGUAGGUGAUGAAUGUUACAACACCGAAUCUCCACCAGAACAAAUUAUUGAAAAUGUUGAUUGAUUGAUCUGUGAUAUUUAAGUACAUAUGUAUUAGUAGUAAUGUAUUAUUGUUAUGUUACUGUGAUGUUAAAUUAUGAAUUAUACUAGACUAUUUAUUUUCAUACAAAUAUUUUUAAUGUA
Molecule: messenger RNA, 619 nt
Organism: Homalodisca vitripennis (glassy-winged sharpshooter)
Lineage: Eukaryota; Metazoa; Arthropoda; Insecta; Hemiptera; Cicadellidae
Exons: 3
Coding region: 84-500 (138 amino acids)
Biological process (GO): transmembrane transport
Cellular component (GO): membrane
Molecular function (GO): transmembrane transporter activity
Source: RefSeq, a predicted model, not a curated record